Molecule: messenger RNA, 1145 nt
Organism: Microbotryum saponariae
Lineage: Eukaryota; Fungi; Basidiomycota; Microbotryomycetes; Microbotryales; Microbotryaceae
Source: the annotation of a GenBank genome assembly
AUGCAGUCACUUGGACACGACAAUGCGCUCAUCACGCUGUGGGUCUCGUCGCCGGACACGCACUCGGAACGAAGGUUCGCGCUGGACCUGACCAUCGCAGAUUUGAAGGUGAGUCAACUCGAGCCCGAAGCACAGCACGCGUCGCGACGGGUUUCCGGCUGAAUGACACCUACAUCUGGCCCCCUUCCCGCCUCUGCCGCGUUGCAUGCAUCUCCCGGAACUCAUACUUGACUUUGGUGGCAAAUAGGACAAACUAGAAAGGGUCUCGGGUAUUUCAUCGUCCGUGCAGGUGCUCUCACUACAACGCACCGCAACGGGCACGGGCCAUUCGGGCCAAGUACCGCAGGGUCAGACCGUCGUGGCCCAGCUCAACGAGGACCACAAAACGCUCGCACAGUAUGGCGCGCAGGAAUGGAUGACAAUAAGGGUGUGCACAUUCAUCGUCGGCGCUAGCUCGCCCUUGCUCCCAGACUGAUCGCGCUUCUGCAACGACCUCCCACGAUCAGGUCGACAGCUCGGAUGCUCACGGCAAGAGCCAAUCGUCCCUCUUCACAGACACAUCUUUGGUUGAAAAGUUUGAGCUCACAAAUCAAGAGUACGAGGCAAGAUCAGGUGCGCCGUUCCCGCGAGGGCAUGCUCGUGGUCCGUCUACCUGAUCGGCUGGCUUUUUCUCGCGUUUCACCGAACAGACACCGUUCUCGCCUUCAAACAACGGCACCAACUUGGUCGAUUCGCACCGACCGUAGACUCCUCCCAUGAACUGGUGGCAUCGCAACGGACGCAGUUACCGGUCAAUCUGAUACCAGGUGCACGGUGUGAGGUCGCUCUGUCAGACGUGCUCAGUCGAAGAGGCACCGUUCGCUUCCUCGGGCCGACGCAGUUUGGUCCCCAGGACGAGACCGUAUGGGUCGGCAUUGAAUGGGACGAACCCGUUGGCAAGAAUGACGGAUCGUGAGUGGUCUAAGAAAGGCAAGAUCGAGCGCUUUGGUCGCUGAUACUAGACGUGCUGCAGGGUCGACGGAGUGAAAUAUUUCGAGGCUAAACCUCUGCGCGCAAGCUUUGUGAGGCCAGACAAGGUCACCGUUGGAAACUUCCCCGAAGUGGACCCCUUUGCAGAUGAUGACCUGGAAGGAGAAGAGAUGUGA